Megalops cyprinoides (Indo-Pacific tarpon) is the source of this 2068-nucleotide messenger RNA. RefSeq names its product forkhead box protein B1-like. Gene Ontology annotation, molecular function: DNA-binding transcription factor activity, RNA polymerase II-specific; RNA polymerase II cis-regulatory region sequence-specific DNA binding. The transcript has a single exon. Lineage: Eukaryota; Metazoa; Chordata; Actinopteri; Elopiformes; Megalopidae. Gene Ontology annotation, biological process: cell differentiation; regulation of transcription by RNA polymerase II; anatomical structure morphogenesis. The record is from RefSeq and is a predicted model, not a curated record. Bases 478 to 1425 code for a protein of 315 amino acids.
ACAUGGAGACAGAUACGUAGCUCGUCUUGUCCGGAAUGGGAGAAGAGAACAUCUCCGCUCAGGCUGUGGGAAAAAGAAACCUUCUGCUGUGCGCUUAGGCAAAGAUCACAGCUCAUCUAAGAGAAAGCAGAAUGCUUUCUUAGGAACUGUUACCAGCACCGCAGCUUCGGAGCGCUGAAUUCCUAUGCCUGUGGAAAGUGAUUUGUUUGCCUACAUUACAUAACUUCCAACAACUUUGUGGUUGGAAUGAUAAGGACAUUUUGACGCUUAUUUAAAUACAGGUUAUGCGUGCGCAUGCUGUGUACAAAACUUACUGUGUGAAGAGACAAAAAUUGUCAUCACUGAAGAUCCAGAGUAUUUAUUUUAAUGCGCUUUCGGAAAGGUAAGAAGCUUUUAUUUCCGAUCCGAGGAGGACCAACCCUGCUUGGAAUCAAGACGUUUUACUAGUUCUGUGUAUUCGGGAGAAGGUCUUCAAAAAUGCCUCGGCCGGGGAGAAACACUUACAGCGACCAGAAACCACCUUAUUCUUACAUCUCCCUCACUGCCAUGGCUAUCCAGAGCUGUCCGGAAAAGAUGCUUCCCCUCAGCGAGAUAUACAAGUUCAUCAUGGACAGGUUUCCCUAUUACAGGGAGAACACUCAGCGGUGGCAGAAUUCUCUCCGGCACAACCUCUCUUUCAACGACUGUUUCAUCAAAAUCCCGCGUCGACCGGACCAGCCAGGGAAGGGGAGUUUUUGGGCGCUCCAUCCCAGCUGCGGGGACAUGUUCGAGAACGGCAGUUUCUUACGGCGCCGUAAACGCUUCAAAGUGAUGAUGACAUCAGAUCACCACUUGGCGUCUAGCAAACCGCCGGACGCCGCGCAUUACCUCCAGCAGCAAGCGAAGCUCAGGCUAAGCGCCUUGGCGGCCACGGGCACUCACCUUCCGCCGAUGUCCAGCUACAACUUAGGAGUGUCGCAGCCGUCAACUUUCAAACACCCUUUUGCCAUCGAGAACAUCAUUGCUAGAGAAUAUAAGAUGCCCGGAGGUCUGGCUUUCUCCACCAUGCAGUCCAUGUCCGCUGGCUACCCUUUGCACAACCAGCUUACCACAGCGUGGCCCCACAUGUAUAGCACCAGCGUGGUAGACACAGCAGCGCCCAUUUCGAUGGUUGGCAAUGAUUAUAGCGCCUACGGCGUGCCCAUCAAAUCUUUUGGCCACGGUGGGCAGACUUUACCGGCCAUUCCAGUCCCGAUAAAACCCACUCCGGCCUCGGUGCCAGGUCUGUCUGGACUGCCUUCGCACAUUCCGGCGUUCUUGUCGAGUUCGCCUCCGUCUCUAAGCCCUACUUCUCCUCAGACAGCUACCAGCCAAAGCAGCCCUGCUACCCCGAGCGAGACUAUGACAAACCCUGCCUCCGCGCUACAGUCUGUGGCAGUGCACUGACGGGGACAACUUUUCGGGACUUGACUAGACUUUCAGGUUAUUCCCUCUUCCAAAGCUGUAUUUUUUAUUCUCGCCCAUGACAACUAAAAUCGAACAAUAACUUCGUCAAGGAAAGAGAUUUGUUUGCAGUAAUGUUUAUUUAUGCGUACAUAUUUAAAACGUUGAUGUACUACAGUGAACUUUAAUAGUACCUGUCAUGUACAGUUGCUAUUAAGUAAAUACCAUUGUGACAUUCUAUCAAGGUACAAGGCGCAAACAUUGUGGUCCUUCUAUUUGGCAGACGUAUUACGAAUUAUUUUUAGGGUAUGUUUUAAAUGUAGCAAGAAUUCUAUUCUGUCUCAUUAAUCUACCAUGUACAAGUAAAAAAAUAUUGUACUGUAGUUGGAAUGGUCGGAGACUGAUUUAAUUACAAGCCGCAAGAAGUCAUCUCAAUAGAAAGUCAUGUACAACCCUCUGAGAGGAUGUAUUCCCGUUUGUCAUUGUCGUUGAGAAUUAUUUCAAAUGAACAAUUUAAAUGUGAAUGAGAUGUGUUUAUUCAUUAGGCUAAUGACGACCUACAAAUGUAUUCCCUUGCUGUGGCAUUAAUCUAACAUGCGCAUCAGUCAUACUAAGGGGAAAAGACGCGCGUGCAUGAACAACAAUU